Messenger RNA from Gekko japonicus, 2363 nucleotides. RefSeq names its product regulator of G-protein signaling 18 (gene RGS18). The transcript has 5 exons. The coding region runs from base 31 to 738 and encodes 235 amino acids. NCBI's taxonomy places the organism in Eukaryota, Metazoa, Chordata, Lepidosauria, Squamata, Gekkonidae. The record is from RefSeq and is a predicted model, not a curated record.
UGAAGUACAUACAGAGCUGCAGAGAGAAAGAUGGAGAAUCCACUGCUUUUAUCCCCCCAGCUCAAUGCUUCUUCACGGAUGAAAUUAUUAUAUAAAAGCAUGAAACCCUUCAGCAAAGAUGGGGCAAAGACGGAAGCAAAAAACGGGGCACAAGAAAAGAAGAACAGGUUGAGUCUCCUGCUGAAGAAGUCUGAAUUGCACCCAAAUCCCACCCAUCUUGAUGCUUUUGAGAAACUGACAAAUGCUUCAAGCAUGUCCCCUGAAGAAAUAAAGAAAUGGGGUGAAUCUUUUGACAAACUUAUUUCACAGGAAGCUGGGAUGGAUGCAUUCACAAGGUUCCUGAAAUCCGAAUUUAGCGAAGAGAACAUUGAGUUUUGGGUGGCAUGUGAAAAUUACAAGAAGAUCAAAGACCCUGUUCAACUUUCACUCAAAGCAAAGGAAAUCUACAAGAUGUUCAUUGAAAAAGAUGCUCCAAAAGAGGUCAACCUUGACUUUAACACCAAAGAGUGUGCCAGUCAGAGUAUCAGCCACCCUGCACUCAACAGCUUUGAUGCCGCACAGACCAAAAUCUACACACUGAUGGAGCAAGACAGUUACCCGCGCUUCCUGAAGUCCAGCCUUUACUCAGAUUUGCUCAACAACAGGCCUCUGGGCUAUUCUGCACUUCGAAGAAGAUCACGUUCUUUUACCAUCAAUGAAUUCAAAGAUGCUCAGCCAGAUUUUGCCAUCUGGCUGUAAAGAAACAAUCCCUGUUGGAGUCUACCACUUUGAGAGUACAGGGGUACUGGCUGAAAGUCAUUGCCUCAAGUGACUUAUGCAAAUGUAGCUACAGAUUCCCAUGGAAUUAUGCCCAUUUCCACCUGUUAAUGACCUGGUCCUCAAGUUUUUUCCCCAUUAGUUUUACUUGGCACUGGUGAUCCCUGCCCCACCAACUUUUUUUUUUUUACUCUCAGGGGCCUCCCCACAGUGGUUUGAGGCCAGGAGUGAUCAGUUGCAUAAUAAUCCCCUACACAGCCUGGAACGUCUACACUGAAGAAACAAGAAGGGCCCCACUGUUAUGGAGAAUAUGCUAUGAGACAUUAUACUAGAGACUGGAGAUCUACUUCUUGCAAUUUGAAAGCAUUUUGGGUUAGGGGAAAUUUGGGGGGGGGCAGAUAAAAAUAAAGCUUCUGGGCGUCUAUCUGUCUUGAGAGCUGACAGUAGGCCAGCACAUUACUUAUUGUAAAGCGACACACCUAAGAUUUUUAAGCUAAAAUAUUCACAUGCAACGAUGUCCUUUUUAACACAUGGAUAAAGCCAGCACAAGCCAUUCUGGUAGAAUAAGUGAACAGCCUUGGAUUUGCAGAUGAUGAGGAAUAGAAAGUGGGCAGAGGCUGAGGGGUGUUAAUACGCUGGAGUAUGUUUUCCUGUCUCCUUUUACAUCACAGGCAUACAAAUUAUCAGAACACAAAAGCCACACCAGUGCUGAAGUGCUCUUUUUUUAUAAGUAGUGUAUUGAAAUUUCCCACACAAGAGUACAAUAAAAAGAGAGGAAUAAUACACAAUUAAAAAAAAAAUGACAGUCAGAGAAACAUACAUUAUCUGGGCGGUACAAAAUUGUCCAGAAGAGGAGUUCCAAAAAUGCUGUCUCAGAAAGCCACUUCAUAUAAUGUUGUCUACAAGUAUAUGCCUUGAUAGACGUGAAUAUUAGCUACUCUCUUGUAUGGGAGAAUGUAAAGGGGGUGCAUUUGGGUCUCCUGUUGACUUGGGGAUCAGAUCUUCCCCUUGUCUUUGGCUGACAACAGCAUCUAGGGCAAGAGGCAGUCCCCACCUCCACCAAUGUUCGCAUUGCACCAAUGGGAGCCCUUGAGCCGGAGCCACUUAAGUAUAACUGAUGCCACUCAGGAUCACACUACAGUGUGAUAAUAGAGAGUGUCACUAAGAUACCGAAACCGGGAUUUGCCUUUCCUAUCUAUGAAUGGAAUGUAAAGUUUUUGCGGUGUGCAUAUAGCCUGAAUCAUGCAUGCUGAUGCAGAAGACAUUCUCGCUGAGUCCAAUGAGUAGGAGAUUUACUUCCAAGCAAGUGCGGCUAGAAUUGCAGCCAAUUACAUUGGUUUAAACAGAAAAGAUACAAAUGCUCUGAAUUCUGUAACUAACAUAGGAAUGGAUAAAGACGGAGCUUAGAUGACAUCCUUACCAUAGUAGGUAAAAAGCUGGGGCGGGGGAUGAAAAAUGGGGAGUCAGUGCUAUAAACUGAAUACAGUUUUUAUUUUGUUUUCCCUGAACGCCACGUGAGAUGUGACUGGGUCCAGCCUGUGAAUGAUGCCACCAUUUUAAAGGGAUUUUAAAAUGCUGGAAGGGCUGAGGCACUCCAGUCCAGCCUC